Molecule: messenger RNA, 372 nt
Organism: Hibiscus syriacus
Lineage: Eukaryota; Viridiplantae; Streptophyta; Magnoliopsida; Malvales; Malvaceae
Product: acyl-CoA-binding protein-like
Exons: 4
Coding region: 89-361 (90 amino acids)
Biological process (GO): fatty acid metabolic process
Molecular function (GO): fatty-acyl-CoA binding
Source: RefSeq, a predicted model, not a curated record
UGGGCAGCGCUUAUAAAUAAACGGUAGUCUCGAGGUUGAAGAAAGAAAAUCACAAGCAAAAUUCAAGAAAUUUGUUUGAACAAGGAAAAUGGGUUUGAAGGAGGAAUUUGAGGAGUAUACCGAGAAAGCUAAGACCCUCCCGGCGAGCACUACGAACGAUGACAAACUCAUUCUCUACGGACUCUACAAGCAAGCGACUGUUGGACCAGUGAAUACCAGUCGUCCCGGAAUGUUCAACCUGAAGGAAAAGGCCAAGUGGGAUGCAUGGAAGGCUGUUGAAGGGAAAUCUUCGGAGGACGCGAUGAACGACUACAUCACCAAGGUGAAACAGCUGCAGCAGGCUGCUGGUGCAUCUUCUUGAUGUGUGACAAA